This is a messenger RNA of Myotis myotis, 2434 nucleotides long. RefSeq names its product adhesion G protein-coupled receptor E2-like. Gene Ontology annotation, cellular component: membrane. The coding region runs from base 1 to 2397 and encodes 798 amino acids. The transcript has 20 exons. The record is from RefSeq and is a predicted model, not a curated record. Gene Ontology annotation, molecular function: calcium ion binding; G protein-coupled receptor activity. Gene Ontology annotation, biological process: adenylate cyclase-activating G protein-coupled receptor signaling pathway; cell surface receptor signaling pathway. Lineage: Eukaryota; Metazoa; Chordata; Mammalia; Chiroptera; Vespertilionidae.
AUGGGUGCAGACCCUCUGGCCAUGGGCAUUGGAGGCCAGGGAGCGCUGUGUGUCUUGCUGAUUCUGUUGGAAGAUGGACCCCAGAACACCAGGGUCUCUGCCUGUCCCCAGCAGUGCCCUCCAGACUCCUCAUGUGUCAGUGGCACUGCCUGUCACUGUGAUCCAGGAUUCCUAUCUCCAUCUGGAAAGAAUGAAGUCAACCAAGGGGAGACUUGUGAAGACAUUGACGAAUGUGAACAACCUGUGAAAGUGACCUGUGGAAAAGAUGCACGCUGCCAUAACACGAAGGGGAGCUACUACUGCACCUGCAGACCAGGAUACAGGCCUGGUUCUGGGGCAACAAAGUUUAGUAAUGCAAGUGAGAACACAUGUCAAGUCAUUAACCUCUUCCAGCCCGCCACCGCCUUGCCCCCUCAGGCCCUCACCAUCUCACGCUAUGAGUGCCGCUGCCAUCCUGGCUGGAAGCCUAUUCCUGGGUCCCCCAGUGGCCCACACAACACCGUCUGUGAAGAUGUGGAUGAAUGUACCUCGGGGCAAAACUCCUGCCACAAAUCCACCCAAUGCCACAACACCGAGGGCAGCUAUGACUGCCUCUGUCGCCCUGGCUGGAAGCCGGUUCCUGGGUCCCCCAAUGGCCCACACAACACCAUCUGUGAACAAGAUAUCUCCUUCCCCACCUGGACCCCACCCCCUGAAAUCAAGAGCCAGAGUCUCUCUCGCUUCUUUGAAAGAGUCCAGGACCUGCGCAGAGACUUCAAGUCUGCUCCAGCCCAGGACACCAUCCAGGACAUCAUACAGGAGGUGGAUAAUCUGCUGGAGACCCCAGGGGACCUGUUUACUCUGCCUCGUUCAGAGCAGUACUGUGUGGCCACUAACCUGCUCACUGGCCAGGAGCACAUCCUGAGAGAGCUGAGCAAGGCCUUGUCCAAUGGGACCCUGACCUUCAGGACAGCUGCAGGAACAGAACUGUCCCUGGAGGUGAAGAAGCAAGGAGACAAGAAUGUCACCCUGAGUGUUAAUCAGGCAAAGAUGCUGGUGAACUGGGAUGUGGUGCAGGACUCAGGUGGCUCAGGCCCUUCUGUGGUGGGCCUUGUCUCCUCUCCAGGGAUGGGCAAGUUGCUGGUUGGGGCCCCCCUGGUCCGGGAAACUGAGGAGCAGUCAGUUCUGCAUGAGACACACAAGGGCCUGCUGCAGGAAGUCUCCCCCGUCCUGCUCUCAGAUGUCAUAACAGCCUUUGUCAGCAAUACGGACACUCAGAACCUCAGCUCCCCAGUUACCUUUGUCUUCAAGCAUUCAGUGACCCUAGGGCCAAGGCAGAAGGUGUUCUGUGUCUUCUGGGAGCCUGGCCAGAAUGGAAGUGAUCAUUGGUCCACCAAAGGCUGCUGGAUGGUGGGCACCGGAGACACCAGCACCACCUGCCAAUGCAGCCACCUCAGCAGCUUUGCUGUCCUCAUGGCCCACUAUGAUGUGCAGGAUGAUGAUCCCGCCCUGGCUGUGAUCACCUACGUGGGGCUGAGCCUCUCUCUGCUGUGCCUCCUCCUGGCGGCCCUCACCUUCCUGCUGUGCAAAGCCAUCCAGAACACCAGCACCUCACUCCACCUGCAGCUCUCAAUCUGCCUCUUCCUGGCCCACCUGCUCUUCCUCACGGCCAUCGACAGAACUGAGCCUAAGGUGCUGUGCGCCAUCAUCGCGGGUGCCUUACACUAUCUCUACCUGGCCUCCUUCACCUGGAUGCUGCUGGAGGGCCUGCACCUCUUUCUCACCACACGCAACCUGACGGUGGUCAACUACUCGAGUGUGCGCAGGUUCAUGAAGAAGUUCAUGCUUCCUGUGGGCUAUGGAGUCCCAGCUGUGAUUGUGGCCAUUUCUGCAGCAUCCAGGCCUCACCUUUAUGGAACACCUGCUCGCUGCUGGCUCCACCCAGAAAAGGGAUUUAUAUGGGGCUUCCUUGGACCAGUCUGCGCCAUCCUCUUUGUCAAUCUAGCUUUCUUUCUGAUGACGCUCUGGAUUUUGAAAAGCAAACUCUCUUCGCUCAACAGUGAUGUGUCCACCCUCAAGAAUACAAGGAUGCUGACAUUUAAAGCGAUAGCUCAGCUCUUCAUCUUGGGCUGCACGUGGUGUCUGGGAAUCCUGCAGGUGGGUCCAGCUGCUCAUGCCAUGGCCUAUCUCUUCACCAUCAUCAACAGCCUGCAGGGCGUCUUCAUCUUCCUGGUGUACUGUCUCCUCAGCCAGCAGGUCCGGGAGCAAUACAGGAAAUGCUGGAAGGGCGUCAGAAAAAUCAAAACAGAGUCUGAGCAAUACACCCUCUCCAGCGGAAUCCAGUCAGAUGCCCCUAAACACAGUGUGGUAAAAGAUGAUGGAACGACAGCAGAAAAGAGAAAAUUAAGUCAAUUCUAAGAAAACUAAAGGUGAGUGAUUAAGGAAAAACAGGUAA